CUCGACCUUGGUUGAAUGUUUCCCUCCUCUCUCCUCAUCCUCCGAUCCAAGUCAUUCGUUAUAUAAUAACUCGCGCUUUUAGUAAUUUACUACACGCACCCACACUCAUUCUUUAGUACGAUUUAAUAAUCAACAAAACCCACAAAAUCCAAAAUGCAGUACCGAUUCGUCGCCGCUCUCGCCCUUGUUGGCGCUGCCAACGCUGCCUACCAGGCCCAGCCUCUUCCCUCUACCACCGAGGUUGAGACUUACCCUGUCGUAACUCCCUCUUCCUCCAAGGUUGAGACUUACCCUGCCUCCAGCUCGGCUGUCUCUUCCACCAAGGCCGAGAGCUACCCUGCUCACUCCGCCUCCAGCUCGGCUGUCUACUCUGCCAGCUCUGCCAGCUCCGUCUACUCUGCCAGCUCUGCUUCAACCACCCAGUACACCACCUCUACCAUCUACAGCACCAAGGUCUCCACCAUCACCAGCUGCGCCCCUGAGGUGACCAACUGCCCUGCCAGCUCUGGCAAGCCUCACGUCACCACCGAGGUCAUCGAGGUCUCCACCACCGUCUGCCCCGUCACCGAGACCGAGACCGCCAAGACCUCCGCCACCAAGCCUGCUGAGACCUACCCUGCUGGCAGCGCUUCCACCGUCCCUGCUGUCGGCACCAGCUACCCUGCUGUCCCUGCCUCUUCUUCCAAGACUGAGGCUGUCUCCUCCAGCAAGCCUGCCACCAGCGCUCCUUACCCCACAACUGUUUCCACCAAGGUCCAGACCUACCCUGUCGGAACUGGCUCCGUUGGAUCCAGCACCCAGGCUGUUGGUACCACCUACACUCCCAGCAAGCCUUCCGCUACUGGAACUGGAUACUCCGCUGUUCCUACCGCCGGUGCCGCCUCUUUCGGCAUGUCCGCCGCUGCCGUCGUUGGUGCUGCCGCCGCUUUCUUCUUGUAAAUUUCCCCACCCGGGUGAUUUCAUGAAGAGCGACAAGGUGUUGUUGAGGAGGUAGAUGGGGAAGAGGGGUUGCGUCAAUGGAGAGGUUUGGUGAUAUACAUACUGCAUCUUCUGGUGUUGAUUAUAUUCGUCUAAACUAAUAAAUAAUUAUAAAAACCCAAA
Truncatella angustata is the source of this 1101-nucleotide messenger RNA. RefSeq lists its product as uncharacterized. The transcript has a single exon. Bases 154 to 939 code for a protein of 261 amino acids. The record is from RefSeq and is a predicted model, not a curated record. Lineage: Eukaryota; Fungi; Ascomycota; Sordariomycetes; Amphisphaeriales; Sporocadaceae.